Molecule: messenger RNA, 2141 nt
Organism: Sphaeramia orbicularis (orbiculate cardinalfish)
Lineage: Eukaryota; Metazoa; Chordata; Actinopteri; Kurtiformes; Apogonidae
Gene: cers3a
Product: ceramide synthase 3a
Exons: 11
Coding region: 523-1716 (397 amino acids)
Biological process (GO): ceramide biosynthetic process
Cellular component (GO): membrane
Molecular function (GO): sphingosine N-acyltransferase activity; DNA binding
Source: RefSeq, a predicted model, not a curated record
CCUUAACCCUUAAUCCUAACCCUUAAUCCUAGCCCUUAAUCCUUAAUCCUAGCCCUUACCCAGAUGUGAACUACUGGAGCAAAAGGUGGAUUCACUGUGAACUGAAUCAGCUCUUAUGGCGUCAGAUGACAGUUUCCUCUGUGGGCCUUUGUUUUGUGCGAAAACACGUCCAUUGUCCUUUAUCCGGGACAAACACGGUUAUGAGAUCCAUGAGUGGAGGGGGGGAUGUGCCCUGGGGGUGGGGGGCAGGCGGAGUCAAGCCUUCCCAGGUAACUGUGUCCGGGCUGGGCGUGACCACAAAGAAGUUCACACAAACACAGACUCUCUGUCGCACAGAGAACACAGAACACAGAACACAGGGUUUUAUCCUUUUAUCCUUUGGUGGUUUCAGUGAAACCAGUUCAUCCUGGUCUGGACUAGGAAGGAUCUCCUGGACCUGCUGGAUCUCCUGGAUCUGCUGGGCUUAUCCUACACCUGGAGGUGGAGGCUUUUCACCUGUUGGAGGAGAACCAGAUCUGAAGGAUGUUUCAGAUGUUCUAUGACUGGUUCUGGUGGGACCGGCUCUGGCUUCCAGUGAACCUGACGUGGACUGACCUAGAGGACAAAGAUAGUCGGGUCUACGCCAAAGCAUCACAUCUGUACGUCACCGUCCCCUAUGCCUUGGUCUUCCUGCUCAUCAGAUAUGUCUUUGAAAGGUGGGUUGCUACACCUCUCGCAGUCACUGCUGGGAUCAGGAGACGAGUCCAUUUGAAGGUUGAGGACCAACCUCUGCUGGAACUGUUCUACACAACCCGGUGUCAGAGUCCCACUCAGUUGGACAUCGAUGGGUUGUCAAAGAAAAGCAGUUUGUCCGUCAGACAAAUCCAGCGUUGGUUCAGAAGAAGACGAAGUCAGGACCGACCUGGAGUCCUGAAGAAGUUUAGAGAAGCCAGCUGGAGGUUUGUGUUCUACCUGUUGGCGUUUGUUGGGGGAAUUUUUGCUCUUCAUGAUAAGGAAUGGUUUUAUGACACUCGAGAAGUGUGGACAGGUUUUCCAAAGCAGUCCAUGUUGCAGUCCCAGUACUGGUAUUACAUCCUGGAGAUCAGCUUUUAUGGAUCUCUGGUCUUCAGCGUAACCUUCGAUGUGAAAAGAAAGGACUUUAAGGAACAGAUUGUCCACCACGUGGCCACUCUGGUCCUCCUGUCCUUUUCGUGGUGUGUCAACUACAUUCGCAUCGGUACGCUGGUCAUGCUUGUCCACGACGCCUCUGACGUCCUGUUAGAGUCGGCCAAAUUAUUCAACUAUGCCAAAUGGGAGAAAACCUGCAAAACUCUUUUUGUUCUGUUCGCUGUCGUGUUCAUGGGAACCCGCCUCAUCAUCUUCCCCUUUUGGUUGAUCCACUGUACCUGGGUCUACCCGGUCCAACACUACCCCCCGUUCUUCGGGUACUACUUCUUCAAUGUCAUGCUGCUGGUUCUGUUGGUUCUCCACAUGUUCUGGGCCUACCUCAUCCUCUGCAUGAUCAGAAAGUUCCUGUUUGGAACCCUGACCAGAGAUGAGAGAAGUGACCACGAAGAAGAAGAUGAGGAGGAAGAGGAGAGCAGCCAAUCAGAGGAAGGAACUGAGUCACAUGACCUCAACAAUGGAAAACCCAUCAGUGAGAAUGACGAGCAGAACGUGUGCUUUGGACAUUUGUCUGUGUCUGAAGACAUCUGUCGCUCGAAGACGGUCUGCUGAGUCCAACACGUGGACACAAUGAAUGUAGAACAGAUGGAGACAGGUUUAGUAUAAGCAGGAAUGAACACAACCCAGAAAUGAUUAAAGAACCAAACCAACAGAACCAUGAGGAAUAUCACUAAUAAUCCAGCCCCGUUCUUAAAGGUUUCGGAACCCCAAGAACAACCUCUGACAUGGAACAUGAUCAAUCAGAUUCGCAAGGACAUUCGACUCCAUGUUCAGGAGACAUUAGCGUUUUCUACAUGCAGAACCCAACAUGCGCAAAGAACUGGGAAACCAACCGACAUCCGCAGAAAGAACCAGGAAACCAACCAACAUCUGCAUAAAGAACCAGGAAACCAACCAACAUCUGCUCAAGGAACCGAUAAACAAACCGACAUCUGCUCAGAGAACCAGGAAACAAACCGACAUCUGUGUAAAGAACC